Messenger RNA from Adineta steineri, 1838 nucleotides. The record is from the annotation of a GenBank genome assembly. Lineage: Eukaryota; Metazoa; Rotifera; Eurotatoria; Adinetida; Adinetidae.
AUGGAAUCAAUUCAAUCGUCUACAUUACAUAUGCCAACGAUACUUAAUGAUUCUUUACCUGUCAGACGAAGUUCUCUUGCAUAUUCCAAUAUUAAACAAAAUUUCGUUCUUGUAUGGUUAGAUGAUAAUAUGGAUAAAAUAAACAAUAAAAAGUAUUAUGAAAUAAUAACAACAUUAAAAAGUAUUGUUUAUACGAUUGAUAAAUUUGACAAUAUUAGAGAAUGUAUGAAUUUUCUCAAUGAAAUUAAAAAUGAGAAAAUAUUUUUAAUUGUAUCUGAUAAUCUUGGUCAACAAAUCAUACCACGUAUUCAUCAUAUGUAUCAACUUGAUUCAAUAUAUAUACUUAAUCGAAAUACAUCACAAAAUAUCCAAUGGAUAACUGGUUGGUGGAAAAUACAAGGUAUUCACAAACAAAUAACAUCAAUGUAUAAAUCUCUUAAAAACGCUGCACAACGAUGUGAUUAUAAUUCAAUUUCAAUGAGUUUUGUUCCAAUAGAUGAAAAUAAUGAUAAUACUGAAAUUGAUCAUACAUUUAUGUAUACACAAAUUUUAAAAGAAAUUUUAUUUGAAAUUGAAUAUGACGAAGAAUCUAUUAGAGAUUUUACUACUUAUAGUCAUGAGUGUAAUUAUGGAGAUUUUAAUAUUAUUGAUAAAUUUAGACAAGAAUAUAAGUGUCAAAAACCUAUUUGGUGGUAUACCUAUCCUUGCUUUCUAUCUUCUAUACUUAAUAGAGCUCUUCGUACUCUCGAAACAGAUACUCUUAUUAAAUUAGGCUUUUUCAUUUGUGAUCUCAAUCAUAAUAUUAAACAAUUACAUAAUGAACAGUGUCAUAAUCGAUCUACAAAACCAUUUAUUGUUUAUCGUGGUCAAGGCAUUCCUAAGAAUCGUUUUGAAAAGUUGAUUAAAACAAAAAAUGGAUUAAUGUCUUUUAACAAUUUCUUAUCAACAAGUACAGAUAAACAAGUUUCUCUUGCAUUUGCUGAAAGUAAUCGAGAUAAUCCAGAUAUGGUAGGAAUACUUUUUCAAAUGACUAUUGAUCCAUCAAUUCUAUCAACACCUUUCGCCUAUGUCAAUGAUACUGGCUAUUACAAAGGUCAAGAACAAGAAAUUCUUUUUUCUAUGCAUACACUUUUUCGAAUUGUUGAUAUUAAACCUUAUGAAAAUGAUAAUCGUAUUUGGCUUGUAGAACUAAAAGCAAUCAAUGAUACCGAUCAUCGACUGAAUAAACUUACAAAAAAUAUACGAUCGGAAACUCGAGGAUCUACUGGAUGGGAUCGAUUAGGACGAUUAUUAUUAAAAUUAGAUCAAUUUAAUAAAGCUGAACAAGUUUAUAAACAAUUACUUAAUCAAACAUCAACUGAUAUUAAAAAAGCAUAUAUAUAUAAUCAACUUGGAAAAACUAAAAAUCAUCAAGGAAAUUAUAUGGAUGCAAUCUUAUAUUUUAGAAAAGCUUUAAAAAUUCAUGAAAAUACUUUUCCUUCACAUCAGAUUUCUUUAGCUAGUUGUUACAAUAAUAUCGGUCAAAUGUAUCAACGUAUGGGAGAAUAUCCGAAAGCACUUCUUUUUCAUCGAAUAGCAUUGGAUAUUAAACAAGAUAUUCUUCCAUUAGAUCAUAUUGAUUUAGCUGAAUCUUAUGGACAUAUUGGUUUAUUAUAUGAGAAGUUAGGUGAACAUCAUAAAGCUCUUUUAUCACAUAAGAAAGCAUUACGAAUACGUCAAAAAAAUCUACCAAAUAAUCAUCCAAGUUUAGCUCAUUCCUACAAAAAUAUUGGUUCCGUAUAUAAUAAUAUAGGUAAAUAUUCUAAAGCACUUAUAUUUUACAAUAAAUCACAUGCUAU